Molecule: messenger RNA, 1899 nt
Organism: Andrographis paniculata
Lineage: Eukaryota; Viridiplantae; Streptophyta; Magnoliopsida; Lamiales; Acanthaceae
Product: probable mitochondrial adenine nucleotide transporter BTL3
Exons: 4
Coding region: 313-1605 (430 amino acids)
Biological process (GO): transmembrane transport
Source: RefSeq, a predicted model, not a curated record
GCGAACAAACAGCGGUACAAUUCAACAAAGCAGCAAUUGUAGGCACUUUAGGAACUGCAGGAAUUGUAACUGCAGGGAUCAUUACCGCCCGCCGCCCGGCGAUGGAAGCAAUGACCUGAACAACUGUUACGAAUCAGGAAUCAUUCCCUUCUUCGAUAUCAUUGUUCCUUUCUUUUUCAAUCCCAUUGAUUUCGCUGUCUUCAAUUUUCUCAUAUAUAUAUAUGCACACGCAUUCUGUAUUCUGCGCACAAGGAAUUCGUGGUUUUUUCAUCGGUGUCAGGCGCUAAUUGGUUCUGUAAUUCCCGCUCCGAAAUGCUGAGCUUGGAUAACUGUUUCAGGAGCUUAGUUUCGGUCAACAAUGAUUUCCCGAGCAAUAAUUUGCAUUGGAUCGGCGGAUUGUUUCCGGAAGAGUCAUCGCCGGCGUCGUUCGUUUCGUUGAUUUCUCCGCCGGCGAAGAUUCGGUGCGUUUCUCGGAGGAGCCGAAGGAGAGGAUUGAUCGGCGGUGGGCCAGGGCGGAGGGGGUUUCUGUCGGUUACUUUGUCUUCGAUUGACGGUGAUAGCGACGGUGAAGGGCGGUACGGCGGCAUUUCAACGAGGGGAGUUUUGGAGAAUAUUGGGGAAAGGAGUGACGGCGAGAGAGAAGAGGAUGCGUUUAGAGAGGUUGUCAGGGAAGAGAGGAGUGGGGCUUUGCAAGGAGUUGGUGGGAGCACUUUGAACACCGCCAAGCAUCUAUGGGCUGGUGCUGUUGCAGCUAUGGUCUCCAGAACUUUUGUUGCCCCUUUAGAAAGAUUAAAGCUGGAGUAUAUAGUUCGUGGUGAACAGAGGAAUCUUUUCGAGCUUAUUAAGUCAAUAGCAGCUUCCCAAGGGAUUAGAGGAUUCUGGAAAGGCAAUUUUGUCAAUAUUUUGCGAACUGCACCGUUUAAGGCUAUCAACUUCUAUGCUUAUGACACCUACAGGAGUCAAUUGCUCAGAUUGUCUGGUAAAGAUGAGACAACAAAUUAUCAAAGAUUCGUUGCAGGUGCUGCCGCUGGAAUUACAGCCACUGUGUUUUGCAUACCUAUGGACACUAUCAGGACAGUAAUGGUAGCUCCGGGAGGUGAAGCCUUGGGUGGAAUCGUGAGUGCUUUUCGCCACAUGAUUCAAACCGAAGGAUUCUUUUCUCUGUAUAGGGGCUUGGUUCCCUCGAUAAUAAGCAUGGCACCUUCAGGCGCUGUCUUCUAUGGAGUUUAUGAUAUAUUGAAAACGGCAUUUCUGCGUUCCCCUGAAGGCCAAAAAAGGCUUCAACAUAUGAAGCAACAAGGCGAUGAGCUGAAUGCUAUGGAACAACUUGAGUUGGGUCCUGUCAGAACUUUAAUCUAUGGAGCGAUAGCUGGUGCGUGUUCUGAAGCUGCUACUUAUCCGUUCGAAGUUGUCAGAAGACAGCUCCAGAUGCAAGUUAAGGCUACAAAGAUGGGGGCAGUACAAACUUGUCUGAAGAUAGUCGAGCAAGGUGGCGUCCCCGCACUCUAUGCUGGAUUAAUCCCUAGUUUGUUACAGGUGUUGCCGUCAGCUGCCAUUAGCUACUUGGUGUACGAGUUCAUGAAGAUCGUUCUCAAAGUCGAAUAAGAAUGUAUCAGAACUUCUUGACUAACCGAGUGAACUUCUCAUAACAUUCGACGACUAGACUCACAAUUCUUGUAUCUUUGCCGCGGUGUACAUCCCAUACGAAGCUUCUGAUAAGGCCGUGUUCGGAUUUGCAGAUUCUUUCGUUUUGCUUCCAGCAGCACAUUGGAGGGGUAAUAUAUCGUACAGCCAGUAUUUGGAGAAUGUACGUGGUUUCGAGUAUAAAGGUCAGGUUUUGUUACCAUGGCCAUGUUAUUCUUGUGUUUCAGAUAUGAUUCGAUCAGUUUGGUUGGCGAA